GCUCCAGUUCGGUGAUCAGCGCCUGGCGGAGGGUGUCCAAUUCAGGACGCGGAGGGUGGCGGGGCAGAUGGAAGGCGCCGCCUGAAGCCAAGGGAAGGACGGGCCGGGAGCUGGGCUGCGGGAGGAGACGCCGCCACUUUGCCCGCGCCGCCCCACAACCCGCGGCGGGAGAAGCAGGCGGCAGGCGGCCCCCAACGCGCGUCUGGCAGAGCGCGGCAGGCAGCGCCGACCCCCGGGAUGCUGCCCAUGCUUCCCAUGCUGCUGCGGCCACAGCCAGCAUAGCAGAGUCCGAGCCGGCGGCCGAGAGAGGCUGAACAAAGCUGGGUCCCAGUCGCGCUUCCUGCUUGUCAGCCUCUUUCCUCCCCAAUUCAUAUGCUUUCCACUUGAUGUCAUCACGCAGACAAGGGUGAAAGGGACGCGCGACAGAUCCAGAUAUUAGCACAUGCAUGAAUGCUAGAUGCCUGCGAGCUUGCUGCUCUCCUUGAGAAGACUGGUACAGAGUGGUGACCUUUGAGAAACAGCUUUUUGAUCUCUUGCCGGCCCUACCCUUCGGCUCUUGGUCCACGAUGGAGACGCUCUCCCAGGAUUCCCUGCUGGAAUGUCAGAUCUGUUUUAAUUAUUACAGCCCGCGACGAAGGCCCAAGUUGUUGGAUUGCAAGCACACCUGCUGCUCGGUGUGUCUCCAGCAGAUGAGGACCAGCCAGAAAGAUGUAAGGUGCCCUUGGUGCCGUGGCAUCACCAAGUUACCCCCAGGCUUCUCUGUAUCACAGCUGCCCGAUGACCCCGAGGUCCUGGCCGUCAUCGCUAUACCGCACACUUCUGAGCACACCCCAGUCUUCAUCAAACUUCCAAGCAAUGGGUGCUACAUGCUGCCCCUGCCCAUCUCUAAGGAGCGUACGCUCCUGCCAGGAGACAUGGGCUGCCGUCUGCUGCCAGGGAGCCAGCAGAAGUCCCUCACUGUGGUGACCAUCCCUGCAGAACAGCAGCCUCUUCAGAGUGGAGCUCCCCAAGAGGCCGUGGAGGAGGAGCCUGACAGGCGGGGUGUGGUGAAGAGUUCCACGUGGUCUGGCGUGUGCACUGUCAUCUUGGUGGCCUGUGUCUUGGUCUUCCUCCUGGGCAUUGUGCUACACAACAUGUCUUGCAUCUCCAAGCGCUUCACUGUGAUAUCCUGUGGUUGAAGCCUGUCACAGGGAUGCCUCUUGUGGGUACCAACUUAAGGGAUGAGCAGGUGUUGGUGAUGGGAUCCCUGUGAUGAGAUGGGGGUUACACUGACCAUUUGGUGCAAGCGGUGGCCUUUGAUUGGCCACUUGAUCCACAUGCAGACAAGAGCAGAGGAUGAGGUCUCAGCGAGAUCCCAGGAGAACUGUUUGGAGAUGGUGAUAGCUGUGAUGAUGCGUGCAUGCUUCCUCAUUCGUGUAUUCGAUGGGCUGUAACUUAUGAUUUUCCAAAAUUAUUUCCCCAAGUUAGGCUAUUCUACUUAGACAUGGAACUGUACCUGUGGGUGUGAUGAGCUCUCUCAAUACGGUAGAUGGUAGGCUAAAUCAGAUGCUGUGUGUGCAAAUAGAAUUAAACCUCAAAUUCAUAUUAAAAGAAAAACAGUCUAGUGAAGACACAGAGCUGGUGUGCAAGUGUGUGUGUGUCUGCAGCCUGGUCUUCGCAACAUUUUGAUAAAUUUUGAAUGGAACCCAAAUCAAAAUAUCCAAAACAGACGUUUUGGUUGUUUGAAGAAAGUGUUUGAACACGUGUCUCCAGCGUGUUGGAUAUUGUCAUGUUCCUUCAUUUCUCUUCCUUUGUGACUGAGCUUGCUCUGUGUUUGCGGAGCUGGAAGCCUAAUGGGUGAGUGGCGGACUGGGAAAGAAGGGAAAAUGCCUAAUUCCCCAGGAAACCUUUCUGCCAAUUUUUCUCAAGCCAUCUCACAAAAUAAGAAUUUAAAAUGUAAAUAUUGUGAAUCUGUGUGUGUAUUUUGUGUGUACAAAUUGAUUUACCUCAGAUGUUUGAGUUUUUCCUGAAGAAUCCUUGGGGGAAGACUGUGGGCAGUAUAAGCCACGUUUCUGAAACACUGGCCUCCUCGCCAGUGCCUGAAUCUUCUCCUUCGAGAGUCUGCCACACAUCCCCUGCAGCAUCCACUGGCUGCUGUGCUGUGUGAGAUCCUGCCAGGACGACAUGGGUGGGGAUUGUCAGGAGAACUCGUCAUUUCCCCCAGUUUGGAGAUUUUUGUGUGAAAUCCCCAAGUGUUGCUAAUUAAUGACACACCUAGAUGGGCAUUUUCAUAGACCGUCCUUGGUGGUCAUUUUUUAAGAUGUUCCUGUAAGAGUUAACCUGUUUAGAAUUGCAAUUUCAUCUUGUUGGAAUCAGCAAGAAAUUGUUCUGUGUUUCAAAGCGUCUCUACUGACAGAAGCGGCAUGACGAAGAAAAGCUCGCGUUCCCUAUGUAAGCGGACAGGUUUCUCGUGAGUGUGCAACCGUCUUGAAAUGUGAAAUCGUGAGGAAAGACUAGUUUGACUGAAAGGGUCAGUCUCUGUCCCUGGCUGUGUGUGUAUACAGAAAGAGCUGUGGGCUCUACAGUCCUCUUGGAAUGCCUUUUCUGGAACUAGGAAGCUAUCGGUAUUGUCAAAGAAGCUUUGCUGCUCUUUGAAAUCCCUGAAAUGGUGGGAAGGAUGGGAAAAGCAAUGGAAAGGUAAGCAUUGACCGGAGGCCUCUAAAAAGCAAAAUCAGGAACCAUCUGUAAGAUGGAGGCAGCGUAUUUGCAUGCUAGCCUUCGUCUCCAAACAGUACAAAGAUGUGUACUAAAGUGAUGGUGUUGCUAUGGGGAAACCCAAAAGAGUAAUAGCUAGAAUGCAAAGCUAGCAAUUGGCGUGAACGUUCAACAUCAAAUUACGAGUUCUGUUUUUUUUAAAUCCUUCAUAUUUGUAAGACCUUUAAAAAAUGUAUUUGAGGGCUCAAACUAGAAAUUAGGUUAAAAUCCCAUUUUAUUGUGUAAGCUAUUGGGCAUUAUACAACAAAUAAUCUAGGAUUUAUUUGGUAUUAAUAAUUUAGGUAUCAUAUUAUCUGAAUACUGUCCUCUAUUAUGUAACAUAAUAUACUGUUGGGGUAGUGUCAGUUGCUCAAACUCCCAGGUUGCUGUAAUGCAUGCCUGACCUAAUUUUGAUUUCUCUUGGACAGGGAAAACACACAUAGACAGAAAUGUUGCAUUAAGGAUGUUACGUUUCCAAAGAAUUUUAACCCUUGCAAUUUUAAGACAAACCAUAUUUAAAUUAAUUUGUGAGAGAUAUCUGCAUACCUUUCUACAGUAGAAAAUGACUGAUCCCUAGUGCAGUGUGUGAUAGGGUUCUAGCUGUUUAGGAGGCUAUUUAUAGAAUAAUGUGUGUGCAUAUGGUGUUCUGUGUUUUCACAGCAAAGCGGUAUAGUAAAAAGUCAAUUUUACUUAAAAACAGCCCACACUAGAUACUAGAGCUUCAAUGAAACAAAAUCAGUUGCUCCUUGGUAGAUUUUUGACCUCCAGCCUAGCAGUAACAGCCAAGUGAGGCAAGUGAGGGCUUGUGGAUGUGUGCUUCUAAGAAACAUUAUUGAAAACUGUUGAAAUGGAUUCUGCCUAGAGUUUGCAUAUGUGCUUAUUAGGAGGUGUGUGUGUGUGUGUGUGUGUGUGUGUGUGUGUGUGUGUGUCAGAGGAGAGAGAGAGAGAGAGAGAGAGAGAGAGAGAGAGAGAGAGAGAGAGAGAGAGAGAGAGAGAAGCCUGACAGUUUCUGUAUACUUGAGGUCUCAGCUUCUUCUGGAAUUUAACCACAUCAUUAAAAACCUAUCUACCCCAUGUGACACAAGCAACCAGGACUUAGAGUCACAUGUCAGUGGCAAGAACAGAAGUUACAGCUGAAAGGAGCUUCCAGUGACUUCAUCUUGUAGAUGAGCUCAUGGCAGAGAGGGGUGGGAGUGGACAUGAGUGUGCAGGUUGUAAUUCUGCAGCUAGAGGAUGAGACCUGUGCGCUGCUGUGCCCUGCUAUCUGUCCCUAGGCACGUCAGCUUCUCCGUCAGGCUAUGAUUCUUCACAGGGUCUGUGAAUACCCUUUGUUUUGUCAGUUAGUGCUUUAAGGGUUGUUUAGAGAUUAAUUUCUCUUUAGGUAGUUUCCUCUCUGGGAAGAAAAGGAGGGUUGAUUUAGGGAUGAAUCUGAAUAUUGAAAGAAAACUUCUGAACUGUGUGAUUUGAAUAUUUAGAAAUGUAAAACAUUGGCCAGGACCCUAUCCUCAUAUGUCAAGGACAAUGAAUGUUGUGUAAAUAGUAACUUAUAAGAAGCAUGAAUUUCCUCUUUAGUAAUGAUCUUGACAUUUGCAAGAGAAUGCUUACUACCUUAAGUAGAGCCAAGUAUGCCACCUCAUAUGUUGUCUUUAGAAAAUCUUUGUAUAAUGACAUGGGAUAUAAAUUGUAAUGACAAGGGCAAAUUGUCUCUGAGUUUCAAUUUAAGGUAUCUUCUUUAGAUAUAUAAUUAGAGUUCACCCCUUGCAUGACUCACAGAGUGGGCCUCUUGGAGUGGCAGCUGGGUGUUGCUACAGCUCCUGGACUUUUCUAGGUCCGUGCUGUUGGACAGAGGAAAUUGCUCUGUAAUCUGUGUACUAGUCCCAUGGCUGUUGGGAAACCGAGUGGCAAUGACUGAAGAAGUGGCAUUUAAAUGGUAUUUAAUUUUAAGUAACUUAAAAUUAAGCAUUCCUGUAUGGUUGUGGCUACCACAUUGACCAUGAUGACAUCCAAAGGCUUUCAAAGUAGCAGCAAAACCAAGAGAGAGUACAGUUUCUGAAGGAAAUUCCUUUGCAAGUUUAGAGAAAUUUAUGAGCUCUGGGGGCUGAGCGAGAUAAUAAAAUCUCACCCAUUGUCCUUUGGGAUUAUUAUUUAGAUACUUAGGACCAAGGAAUGAGCAGUGAAGCUUAAAUCGGGCUUUUUGAAGCCCCUUUUCUGGGACCAUUAGUUGCAUGUGACUCUGCUGCCCAAAGUUCCUAAUAGAUCAUAGCUGUAACAUUUUUGACUUGCAAGUUGUGCAUGACCUGUGCUCUGAAACUGUGUUUAGGAUCUUGUGGCCAAAAAGAGUCAAUGUUACAGAAAAUCAAAUAAAUAAGAGUCUGAUGAAAUCCCUGUUCCCUUCUGAUCUCUUUCCCGACUUCAUCACCAUAUCAGUGAGGUGGGAAAUCCAAGAGCAAGCAUGCUUUAUAGCGUUCAGGGUGUUUGUGAUUGUCCUUGAAGUCAGCCAGUUUGUCAUUGUAUUUGGUGUGGCCAUAUGUGGGUGUAAUUUUCUGGAUGCCAGGCUAAAAUGGAGGCACUAUUUUUAGACUGAGAUGUGACAUUGUUUCAGUGUCUCUCUUUUUAUAUUUAGUUGUCAUUAGAAGGUUUGAAACUUUGCACAAAGGCACUUUUACGUUUUUCAUAGUUAAAAAGGAAAACAAACAUGGCCCAGUGGAAUUUAGAAACUAGAAGGUUGCUACAGCUACUCUGUGGAAUUGCUUUUAAGUGAGUAAGGGGAGCAGAAAAUUGAGCUUGAGAUACAUUACAUGCUUCUGUAUAAAGAUCAGACUGUGGCUGGUAGGCUAGCCUUUAUUCAUGCUUAGAUUUGACUUAAAGUGUUCCCAUGCCUUCAUCUGAAAAUCUAUGUUGUGUCGAAAUUGUUCUCCCAAUGUAUGAAACCAAGUGUGUUUGCUUCAGUGGAGCAGGCUUGGGCUGGGUUUCUAGUGCUGCAGCAUUUAGUAGGGAAGACGACCCCUUGGAGCUCAUCUUUUUGUAUCUAAUGUUGGCCAAAUGGUAUUUUCUUAAGUCUGUUGGAAAUUAGGAGGGCAGGGGGUAUCCGUACACUAUGGGUUAUACCCACACAACUACAGUGCUCUGUCCGAAAAGAAUGAUGCUGUGGACCAGGCAGCAUUUUAUAACUACACCAGGUUUCCAGCUCACACUCUGAACCUUCAUGAAGAUGUUGCUUCUUGACAUCUCCACCACACUCAGUGAAACAUGCAUGGCGAUCCUCACCCAGACAGAAGCUACAGGCUACAAUGAGACACACGGGGUACUUUACUCAAGGUGUUUAUUUGAAGCAGAUAGUUGCUGGAUCUUUUUCAACCUAAAACUCUUGAAAAAUAAGUGGAAAUUCAAGCCAUUUUUUUCUGACACAACUGACUUACUAUACCCUACCAUAUACCCAUACACACAUACACACACACACACACACACACACACUUUAGCUAUAAUUGGAAGUAAAAAUAAAGUAGAGAAGAUUAUCAAUACUAUUUUUUCAUUCAUGGAUCACAAAAUACUGAAUUUAUAUGUUAAUUUUUAAACAGCUGCUAUGAUCUCCAUAUACUGUGUCAAACCAACUGUCUUGGGGAGUGUCUUAAGACUGCUCCAUAUGUACAGAGAGGGGUAAUCCCACAGUAUCAUUGGAAAGCCAAUUAUGACUGAGGCGCUGAGCAGAUGAGGCAUUUAAUCUUUUAAUUCUGACUUGUAAAAAGCUUGUCUUUUUUCUUUUUUAGUCCCUGUUAUGUGUCAAGAUUGUAAACCACUAUCCCCGAACUCUUCCAGUGUGACUCAGUUUCUCUGCAUGCUUCCUUGCUUGCUCUGCAUGGUCUUUUGGUUUUUUUUCCGUACUCACUGCCUGGUGUGUCCCCAUGUGUGGCUCUCACCCUGUAGUGGUGCUUGAAAAAUGCUGAUUUCAUUAUCUGGAUUUUAAUGUAAGAAAGUGUUGGGUUUUUUAAUAUUCAUGUUAUGUUUUCAGGGACAAUCAGUUAUUAGGACAUCACUGAGGCCUCCUGAGAGCCCCACCAGCAGGGCUAUCCCUUUGUUCUUUACAGUCACAGCCUGCGUCUUUCCUAGAUCACUGGGGAGGGCUGCAGCCCACAGGACAGUCUCCUAUAAUCUUCCUGGCCAGCUAUUCACUGUGUUAUUCUAACAGGAGCUUUCUAAUGGGACUGGUCAGUCUUUAAUUUAGACAUUUGCUUUUUGAUAAUCCAGUAGAAAAUGGUUAGAUAUGUCGGUGGUAAGAAAUGUGGAGUAGAAAGAGAAAAAAAACAGAUGCGACAAAUAAGUUCAGGGGACAAAUUGGUGUCUAUGAACUGCGAGAGAAGGCGGAGGCUAUUGUCAUAUGAGUGUCUAGGUGGGCUCAAGCACAGCCCACUGCCAAGGAGCCCCUCCCGAGGACAGGCAGAUGUGCCUGGAAAAGGAGAUACUGUUUUUUAAAAAGAGAGAAAUUUAUAAUGAGAUUAUGGCUUCAGAAGAAGACUUGGCACUGUAUGUCAGCCAUGGUAGAAGCAAGCUGAAGACGGUUACCUGGGUUGACGUCAUCAAGCCCGACCGUUACCUCGUGGAGCACCAAAUUCAGCUCAGGACAAAGGGAAAGGGCCUGACUAAGGGGUUCCCAAAGAGUGUGCUUCCUUUCUGUCAUCCUCUCCGAUGCUUCUGAGUUAUCAGGGCUGUAGAAAAUUCCAGAGCCUGCUGUGAGCCCCGGUCAUUCCGGGGAGCCUCGUACCCUCUUUAUUGUGGAAACUCCUGGUUCGCCGAGGCUGCUGUGACUUGAGUACUACUGUGGGCACAGAAGUUGAAGAAUGUGGUGCUUCUAUUCUGGCUGCCGUCGUUCAUUAUAGCCAUGAGUUUCACCAUUGUUUGUGUGUCCUCGCUUGAUGGUUAGAGCUGUGGAAAUUGCUUUCAGCUUGGCAGGUUGGCCUCCAACUCCCAACAGAAGGUAAAUGUAUAGCCACUAUCUUGUCUCCAUUCUUUAAGCUCCACACGUGGGCUUCCUAGUCUGGGAUAACUGCGGUCAAAUGAUGAGGUCGGAGUUGGUCUGCGGCUGUGAGUUUCGGCUCCUGACAUGUUUCCUCUAUAAUCAUGGAGACUAUUUAUCCGGGGAGCUUUUCUUUUAAAGGGCCAAAUUGCCCUACAGAUAAAUGAGCUGCAGGGCAGUGUAGAAAUUCUUGUCCAAAUGUUGCCAAAUACUGACUUCAUAAGGGGAUAUCAAGCUGCUGUUUAUUAAUCUGAAUGUCUUAAAAAGCAUUCCUGCUUGCUCUCUCUGUUAUAGAUGGUGUCUCAGCCAGUCUCGAGUUUUUCCAAUGAACUGAUUUUAAUAUAUGGUAUUUUUGUAUGCCAAACUGGUGUCUUGUCCUUUGUAUAUGUGGUAAUGUUCAUUUUACGACUACUGUUAAAACACAUUUGCUAUGAUUAAAA
Molecule: messenger RNA, 8184 nt
Organism: Chionomys nivalis (European snow vole)
Lineage: Eukaryota; Metazoa; Chordata; Mammalia; Rodentia; Cricetidae
Gene: Rnf152
Product: ring finger protein 152
Exons: 3
Coding region: 567-1178 (203 amino acids)
Biological process (GO): positive regulation of autophagy; apoptotic process; protein polyubiquitination
Cellular component (GO): lysosomal membrane; lysosome
Molecular function (GO): ubiquitin protein ligase activity
Source: RefSeq, a predicted model, not a curated record